GGGUGGGGCGUGCAGUGGGCGUGUUAGAUAAGCAGCGCCAUGCCUAAAAGACCCGAUUUAGGCUUGGCUGGUGAGCGAGUCAUUGGUAGCUUCAAGCGCGCCUGUCCACCGUCAGAAAAACGCCUCUUAGCUCUAACUUACUGCAUGCGCAAGACGUGCAUCACGGAUUGACCGGCAUAUUGCGCCUCACCUUGCCAGCCUCACAGUUUACAGUCGUUUUGAAUACUUGCUGCAAGGCUCAGCCUCGAGUCGCAUCCGGGUCCAUCAUGUCUUCAGAUCUGGUUGAGAAGACUCUCGAGGAUGUCGCCAAUAAUGGAGAGAUGGACUAGUAUGUCCUCCCAACGCCAAUGCAAUCAGCGACUGACAGCAUGCCAGUGAUAAGUGGCCUUCAAUCAUUGAGCCGAUACUCCAGCGACUCAACCGGGUAUGCAUCCAAAAGGGUCGUGUUAGCCAGUUUUGACACAAUCGCAGAUCGUCUAUACCGAGUUUCCUAUGCCACGGCCCUAUCCAAACAUAAAUCGCCAAACUCUACCCUCCUCGCCAUCCCAGGCGCAUGCCACUUCGACACGAGAUUUCAAUCCCGCAAUGCAAUUACCUUCUACUCCCGUCCGCAACCUGCCUCCAGUACCACCUUUCCCAAACUCCUCAGCCACCUCGACAAGUCAUGUUCCCGACUCAAUACCUCCUUCGCAAGAUCCGUCGUCCGAUCUUAUUAAUGAACUCCCUUCCCUACUCCUCCAGACCCUGAACAGCGUCAUACAUACCCUGCGCACAGCAUUUUCUGAAAAGCCACCACAUACAAUCCAACGGUUGGCAGAAUUGGUCUUAUAUCCUACAAAGCACUACAAGACGCUGCCUGCUUGGCUGCGUGCGCUAGACCGGAUAGUCAGCGUGAGCAGUUCAGCAGAUAUCUUUCCUCUUUCCGAUACGCCGCCUAUUGUCAAUGGCGUCAAUGGAGACGGCGGUGGAGGUAUUCUAUGGAGCAACAGCGACAAUCGGAACGGUUACGACAGCAAUUCCCUUGGCAGUGAUGAGAGUCUAGGCGGCGCGCUGCUGACGCCUAUACCGUGGUUGCGGAAUGGCCUUGGUGGUGGCGAAGGGUCGAGUGAGGAAUCCGAACAAUUAAAUUUAGAUCAGAGCGCGAACGUGGACGGCCUAGGUGAGCCUUUGUCCCUGCCAGAUCCGCUUGGACAGGGAGGAGACCCUCUGGUUCCUGAGAGGCGUGACGGUGCAGUAACACAAGGAGAAUUGAUGCGCAUGGAGCAAACGGCUGGUGUUAUGCCGGUGAAUCAGAGCCAACAUAACGGAACUGGAAGCCGGACGAUGGCGGGCUCCGAGGACGGAUUGUACAUGGAUGAGGAGGGUGAUCUGGUACCUCACGCCCGUGGGCCGGACGUUGUAGGGUCAGUGGAUAUGGGUCGUGUGGGCGGACAAGAUGUCGAGAUCCGGAUCGGAAGCCCACCGCUCGAGGAGAGGCAGCCGUCAGACCCAAAUGACGCGCAGACAGUACUGCCCGGCCAGGACAGUUUGCCGGAGGCGACAGACAAGACGAGCGAGACGUCUCGUGAGGCAGAGGAUUUCGAGAUUGUGCUCAAGGAGACGGAGGGUGCUGAUGUGGAUGCAAUGCAAGUUGAUGACACUGGCAAGGGUACGGGUGAGAAGAAAGAAGAUCCGCAAUCGACCGAAGAGGAGGAUGGCGAUAUCGUCCUAGUGGACGCGGACGGGAAGACUGAGGAUGAUAAUACUUCGAAAGCUGACCUUUCUGGCGAGAAUGUCGGGCCUGAUGCGGCGGAUGCUUCCACUUUGACCUGAAUAGAUACCCAUUAUGGCGCAGCCGAGCUUCAAGUUUCUGCAUUGCUGUCUGAGGAAAUGAAGGUUGUCAGGGUUCUAGGAUUCCAGGUUCCAGGUAUAAGCCGAGGCCUGGGAGACAUCUAAAGUUUAGGCUAUGAUAUAUGUGUUUAUCUGAAGAACCCAUGAUGACCCUCAAGGUAAACUACAUAUCCGUGCGCCGGUCA
Molecule: messenger RNA, 2015 nt
Organism: Exophiala xenobiotica
Lineage: Eukaryota; Fungi; Ascomycota; Eurotiomycetes; Chaetothyriales; Herpotrichiellaceae
Exons: 2
Coding region: 493-1812 (439 amino acids)
Biological process (GO): protein dephosphorylation
Cellular component (GO): protein phosphatase 4 complex; nucleus; cytoplasm
Molecular function (GO): protein phosphatase regulator activity
Source: RefSeq, a predicted model, not a curated record